ACAAGCAGAGGCUGCAGAGUGGGGUUUUAGCUCGCCUAAGCUCCCGAAUGGGGAUGGAUCCUUGGCAUUUUCGGGCGCCCGGGGCAAGCAAUUCAGCAAUUCCAAGCUUCGGAAGCAAUCCUCAAAUCAGACCACUCACCACUCGCAAAUCCCUCUUUUUCUAAACAACCUUUCACAAUUAACAAAACGUCACCGAUCUCGACCUCAACCCACCAACACCACCAACACCCCUUGACCUCCAAUUGCCGACGCCAUGUUUUUGCAACGCUCCGCCGUAGCCGUGGCACGCCGCGCCGUUGUGUCUCCCGUUGCCAGACGAAGUUUUGCAGUCUCGGCCAUCCGCCGAGAUGCGAAGACAGGAGAGGCGAAGAAUGUCGAGCUUCGUACUAGCACCGGUCAGAAGAUAAAGACUUUCCACGAAAUCCAGUCAGAGGAUGACCUAAUCGGACCCGGUGCCGCCCCCGGUACCGUCCCUACCGAUCUCGAGCAGGCCACAGGUCUGGAGCGAUUGGAAAUUCUUGGAAAGAUGGAGGGCGUGGAUAUCUUCGACAUGCGACCUCUCGAUGCCUCGCGAAAAGGAACCCUAGACAACCCUAUCCCAGUCAGGUCUGCCGGUGACGAGCAGUACGCUGGCUGCACUGGCUAUCCCGCCGACUCCCACAUUGUCACCUGGCUCGGCAUGUCCCGUCAGCGACCCAUCGAGCGAUGCCCUGAGUGCGGCAGUGUCUACAAGAUGGAAUAUGUCGGACCUCAGGAUGACGGCCACGGACACGGACACGAUCACCACGGCUACGAGGAGCCUAAGACCUUCGCUGACUACGUCAAGCCUAACUACUGGUGAUCGUGUUACAGGUGAUGGUGGUUUAUGACGCAAAAGUCGGGACGGAGUUAUGGCUGCAUAGGAGAAGGUGGCGGCUGUAGAAUUGUAUAUUGCCGAGGGCUGUAUAGAAAUCGAUUAACUUUGCAGCAACUACAUGGGUCAUGCAUAUGUUGUGAUUCU
Molecule: messenger RNA, 1000 nt
Organism: Daldinia vernicosa
Lineage: Eukaryota; Fungi; Ascomycota; Sordariomycetes; Xylariales; Hypoxylaceae
Product: COX5B-domain-containing protein
Exons: 5
Coding region: 254-841 (195 amino acids)
Biological process (GO): mitochondrial electron transport, cytochrome c to oxygen
Cellular component (GO): mitochondrial envelope
Source: RefSeq, a predicted model, not a curated record